This is a messenger RNA of Raphanus sativus (radish), 1858 nucleotides long. Its product is annotated as U-box domain-containing protein 36-like. The transcript is spliced from 7 exons. Gene Ontology annotation, molecular function: ubiquitin-protein transferase activity. The coding region runs from base 646 to 1650 and encodes 334 amino acids. Gene Ontology annotation, biological process: protein ubiquitination. Lineage: Eukaryota; Viridiplantae; Streptophyta; Magnoliopsida; Brassicales; Brassicaceae. The record is from RefSeq and is a predicted model, not a curated record.
GUUUGAGGUUAUUAAGGUUUUGAGUGAGUUUUGCCUUAAAGAUUAAUAAAGAGAGAGUUAGUCUUAUACCUUGUUCGCAUACACACAGAGUAAUCACAUAUAUAGUUUCAACAGAAUUGUGGACGUGAGCUUGUUUGCUUAAUGAUCUUGAAUUAAAACAACAAUCACUACGCGGAUGAGUCCAGGUCGUUAAAAAAAGUGUUGACUAUCAGGGGUAUAACAGUAAAAACAUAUGAAAAUUGGCGGUGAAGUAAGCAAACCAUACGUUAGCUUUUGAGUUUUGACAACAUCAAACCUGAAGAAUGUCUGAGUUUUAUUUUUUACGUAUACCAGAAAUUUCGAUCUCAUUUUCCUUAACGUUCAGACAUUUAUCUUGACGAAGACACGAACCAUCACUUCAGAUUCUUUGUCGGCUCAUUGAAAGUCAGAACCUUAUCCCAUUUUUCUAAGUUUCCUAUAUAUAUCUUAUGUGAUAAGGCUAUAAAUUAAAUAAAUAUUAUCGAUAGAUCAUAUCUUGUUUCUGCAAAAUACUCUGUUCUUUAUAUAGACUGCAGUGAGAUAACGUUACAGAUUUCGAUCAAAGAAACGGUGAACAGUUGGCUCUUUAACAUUGAAUCAGUGGAGACUAGCAAGAGAGAUACGGUGAUGGAUGAUAAGAUCUAUGUAGCGGUGACAGGGAGAGACCUGCAAAACAAGUCUAGUCUCGUUUGGGCGAUACAGAACAGUGGAGGCAGAAAGUUUUGCAUCGUCUAUGUCCAGAAACUGCGGCUUUGUAGAAAAGAGAAGGAGAGAGCACAUAAGAGUUUAGACAAGUACCUUAAUAUAUGCAGGCAAAUGCAGGUCAGUGCAGAGAAGAUAUGCAUUGAAAUGGAUUCAGUAGAGGAAGGGAUCCUUCACUUGAUUUCUAACCGCGGCGUUAAGAAACUUGUCAUGGGAGCAGCAGCUGAUAGACACUAUUCAAUGAGAAUGAAAUACUUGCAGUCCAAGAAAGCUAUCUACAUUCACAGAGAAGCCCCUGCUACUUGUCAUAUAUGGUUUACAUGCAAGGGUUACUUAAUAUGUUCAAGGGAAGGUAGGAGAAGAGAUGAAUUGUAUUUAGAAUGUGCAUCUUCAAAUUCUUUGAGCCAAUCUGAGACAACUAAAGGAACUGAAAGUGUUCCAAACUCGAGUAUGGCCAAACAUGAUGAUCAGAUUCAAGUAUAUGAUGCAAUCAAAAAGUCAGAAAAUGUGUAUAUCAAUGAGUUGAAGCCUAGGAAAGAAACAGAGAAAGCACUCAAACUAACUAAAGAAGAACUUGAGAAGAUGAUAAGAAAGCUCCAAUACAAAUACAGCUUAUCAAUGGAAGCAUUGAGAAGACUUAGACAAGAACAAGAAGAGUUGAAGAUAGAGCUUAGAGAAGCAUCAAAGCUGAAGAGUAACCGCAAGAACCAUGGACCGCCUCAGUACUUCAUAUGCCCCAUUACACAAGAUGUGAUGGAGGAUCCACAUGUAGCAGCAGAUGGUUUUACAUAUGAAGGAGAAGCCAUAAGCAGUUGGUUUGAGAGAGGACAUGAGACUUCUCCAAUGACUAACAAGAUGCUUCCUCACACGACCUUAGUUCCAAAUCUUGCUCUUCGUUCUGCAAUCCAAGAAUGGCUCCUGAAACAUUAGCAUCUCCACUGACAAACAUAAAGUCCUUAGUGGCGGCUAAUAAAGGAAGCUCACUCAUCUCCAAUGACGAACAUAUUGUAAUAGUUCGUUCAUUGUCCUAACAUAGCCGGUGUUGGUUGGUAUGAGUCCAAGUCUUUUGUAAUAUUCUUUUUCUAUGGUAUUGUUUUGUAAAUCAUGAUUUUUUUUGUUAUUAGUACAAUAAUUUUAU